GUCUCCAACACCCUGGAGCAGGUUCAGUCCCUUCAGCGAUGGCCUCUUCUCCAGCAGGGUCGUCAGGUUCCCCCAGGCACCAUCCCGACCACGGAAUCCUAGGCUCCCCUCCAGGAGACAAGGACGACUCAAGUCUGGACAGCUCUGAACAACCGAAGUUCAGGCGAAACAGGACCACCUUUAGCCCCGAUCAAUUAGAAGAACUGGAAAAGGAGUUUGAGAAAAGUCAUUACCCUUGCGUGUCUACCAGGGAGAGGUUGGCUUCGAAAACGUCCCUAUCGGAAGCUCGAGUACAGGUGAGAUUCUGUUACUUUAAACUGUAUUAUAUCGGCAUCAAAAUCGUAACAGCAAGAAUAAAUUUAGGCUUAUUUGAGGCUGAAUUUUGCUGCAUUCCGCGAAGUAAAAGUUGGUUUGUUUUCCACUUCUUUCAAAACUUCUAA
Messenger RNA from Acanthoscelides obtectus, 440 nucleotides. Lineage: Eukaryota; Metazoa; Arthropoda; Insecta; Coleoptera; Chrysomelidae. The record is from the annotation of a GenBank genome assembly.